Messenger RNA from Paramecium tetraurelia, 870 nucleotides. RefSeq lists its product as uncharacterized. NCBI's taxonomy places the organism in Eukaryota, Ciliophora, Oligohymenophorea, Peniculida, Parameciidae. Gene Ontology annotation, molecular function: RNA binding. The record is from RefSeq and is a predicted model, not a curated record. Gene Ontology annotation, cellular component: RES complex; U2-type spliceosomal complex. The transcript has a single exon. Gene Ontology annotation, biological process: mRNA splicing, via spliceosome.
AUGGAUAAACUCUCAUAUUUAAAGAAGUACAUGGAUAAUGGACAAUCGAAAACAAAAGUUACUUAUCAAAAUAAUAUUAAAGAUUAAGAUAAUAUUGAUGUGUUGAUGGGCAGAGUAAUAAGCAAAGAAAACUAUGAUGAAAUGGAAUAAUAGCCAAUAUUUGUAGAGACUGUAGAAUCUAUACUCAUUGACAAAUAAAAGAAAUAGCUGUUUCUCAAGUAGAUGAUGAACAAAGAGAGAAGUAGAAGCAACAGUCAAGGAUCUAGUUCAUCUGAUUCAGACUCAGACUCAGACUCUGAUGAUUCCUCUAGUAAGUCUGACUCUGAUAUGUCUGUCGAGAGAGCACCUAAACCUCAAGAAGUUAUUCAUAGAGAUGUCAAGACUGGUCAGAGAAUUACUUAAAGUCAAAGAGUUGAAUAGGAGAAAUAAUUAAAUCCAAAAUUGAAAGCCAAAGAAGAUAAAUAGACCAUUCUUUAAGCAAACAAAUAGCAAAUUGAAAUGUGGUCUAAGGGACUUGUUUAGAUUUAAGAGAAAUAGAAGAAGUAAGAAGAUGCUCAAUAAGCUUUAGCAACCAAGAAUGAAGAAUAGAUUAAGUAAAUUGAUAUGCAAUUGAUGGGUCAACAGAAGUUUGAUGAUCCCAUGAGGAAGAUGAUUUAAGAUGAAGAUGAUAAGUAAAUCACAUUAAAGCAAUCUGAUUUCUUACUCAAAUGCAAAUUCCCUCCUCCAAUCAAUAGAUUCAAUAUACUGCCUGGAUUUAGAUGGGAUGGAGUCGAUAGAAGUAAUGGUUAUGAGAUGAAGUUAUUGAACUCUAUCAAUGAUAGCAAAUAUAAGAAAUUAGAAAUGCAACUUGAAAAUAUGAGAGAUUAAUGA